UCAAACCAUAAUGAAAGUUGUUCUGCUUUUUGUUUUCUCUUCCUUUUUCAGAAUUACCACUACUAAAUGUUUCUUUUUUUCUUCAGCUUUGGUAAUAAAAAAUACUUGUUAUUUACUUAUGCCACGAAUUGGCAGGAAGAGGGGGUAAUUCAUGUUUCACAUUUACAUCCUGGUACUGUAGCUGGAAAGCAUUUUCUGCAUUUAUGUGCCGUUGUAUUAGUGAUAUUUUAUUUACUAAGAUUUUAAUGUGCUUUACCGAAAAAUUGAACAAAACACAUUAUUUGUCUUUAAAACUGAAAACAAAAAAAAAACAACAACAAAAAACUCUUUGUGGUUGUUUUGUGUGUGUGGAGAGCCAGGUCUCACUCCAAACUUGUCAAAAUCUGGCGCUUGGGCAGUUGUUGAUAACAGGAACAAUCAGACUUGAUGCUACAGAGGGGACCACCAUCACCCUGACAUGCCCUCAUGAUGUUGGAGGAUCACAUACCACAUGGAGCAGAGGCUCUGGUGAUAUACAACAAGAAAGAGGGUUUUAUGUUUCACCUAUAGAAAACACAUUGACUAUAACAAGCGUGCAGCUUGGUGACUCUGGACUUUACUACUGUGAUGGAAAACCUGCUGUGUAUCUGACUGUGAUCAAAGGUACCAAGACACCAACAACCUUAACCACUAGGCCUACGCCCAAAACAAGACAGAUUUCAGCAGCGACACCAUCAAAAGCUGCAGCACCUCCCCCUGCAACAACAACUGUACAAUCAACACCACCUGAGAACUUGAGAACCACAACUUCUACAGAUACGACUACAGCAAGGAAAAAGCGUCAGAACAGGAAACAUGGUGAAAAGGGCAAGAAGACAGGUAACAAGACAUCACCAACAACAACAACAACAACAACAACAACAGGAACAACAGGAACAUAUGAAUCUGCUUCUAAAGGCCAUCAACCAGUUCUUCGUUUGGUGUGUGGAGUAGUUUUCUCCUUUCUUGUUCUCGUCAUCAUCAUCAUCAUCAUCUUCAUCAUCUACUUCACUCAGAGACGCAGGCUGAAAAGACGAGGAAAUGAAGAAAGAUUUCACGUCUAUGACGAGAUACAGGAUGGAUUUUUGUUGCAGCCAACAAAUGGUGGAGGAAGCUUGGCAGAACCAACAGCCACAUACUGCAUGGCAGGUUUUUCAGCUGGAUCAAACCAAAAUGAUCCUACGUACUCAACCAUCCCAGAUCUUCCUCCAGUGCAGAAGAAGACCAACACAUCUCUGCAUAUAGAGUCCCCAUAUUCCUUGAUUGGCAACACUUUCACUGAUGAAAAAAAUAAAGGUUCAUCACAGCUCAGUGACAACAUGUAUUUUUUACUGGAGAAACCCAAAGCGCCUGGAAACAACAAGGACCAAUAUCUGUAGUUUGACCUCAAUAUUGUGCUAUUGUCACGUAAAAAGAAAAUAUAUUGUGAGAAAAAUGUUUAGCUCCCUGUUCUGGAAGUUGAGAUUAAAAUGGCUACUGACUUUUAACAUGUGUCCCGACUCUAGAAAUGCAGGAUUGGACCCAACUGCAGACAAAUCAGGCAGACAGGAUCAGUUCAGUGAUUUGCUGAAGGCAUGUGGCUUCCUGGCAGAUUCAGGUUCUUGGUCCAAGUCUAAGUCAGGUUCUGGUUCUGGUGGCUCCCAAGCAAAGUCAUGAAGGAACACGUCAACUCUGUCAAAUGAGCAACUGACUGGGGAAAAGAAGCUGGUAUAUGCUGCGGGUCUGAUUCGGGAAAGUGGCGACAGGUGAGCAGGUGAAUGAGAGUCAACUAACCGUGGGAAGGUCUUAGGACAUCUGGUGGACAGGUAUAGGACAGCAGGUGUGCAGAUUUAACGGAGAGGAUAUAGCCUUGGACCAUGGACAUAGAUAUCUAGAGUAAUGUGUCAGCUCAUUGCAGCAAUACGUCAAUGUUGCCACCAUGUUGGACUUGCGUGUAAAUAAAUGGGGAAGCUGUGGUUUUUCUCGAUAAAAACGCAAUAAUGUUGAAAUUCUCAAGCAAUUUCAAUCAGUUGCUUUUAUAUUCAUGGGGUUGUGAUUUAUGCAUGUAGAAAAACAAGGUUUUGUUUCCAGUUAAUUAGAAUCUCAAUAUUUAGGCUAUGAUAGAGUUGUGCAGGGAUUAUGUAUAUGUUUUUUUGUGGCAUUUUGGAUGACUGCAGAAAAUAAGCACCAUAAACAAAAGUUUAUAAUUGUUAGAAGUUGUUUUCAGGAAGAUAAUCUCCACAAAUAGACACAACUUUUAUGAUUAUUUAAGCGUAAUCGCAAAAAGUGUAAAGCUAACAGUAGGCUAUAAACAAACUAAGCCUACAUCGUCCCAUGACUUCAAUGUCGCCACCACAACAAGGCUGGAGGUUGUAGAAAAAAGGUUACACAACCUCAUGUUUAUCAAGCAUAGAUUUGACUUAUUUUCUUUGGUUAAUACUAAUCGGGGCCGUCAACAGAUAAUAGGUGUUUGUUUCUGGCUUCCAGCAUUAGCUAACACGCUAACAUCAGCCUUCAUUUUCGCAGGAUUGUGCCUGGAUAGAGAUGGUAACCAAUCUAAAUGCACAUUAUAUAACACAAACAAAAGACACAUUAUCUUGGAGUGGCCAAAAUGAGCAGAUGUGAAAGUUACUAUAUUGUAGAGUGCUUUUUCUGUAGGCCGACAUGGAGGUUAGCAUGGUACUGGUUCCCUUGUCAAUAAGCUGAUAGGAUAUUUCAACACAAUUUCACUCUGAAGUCGUUGAAUACCACUGCUCAGGCAGUGACUUCUGGCAUCAGACACUGACAAAAAAACCCAUCCUUUUACAUUGGCAUGUUGCAUGGCUGGUCAUCAUAAUGGUGUGACAGCGCCUGGCAGAGUCAGGGGGAAACAUGGCCAGCCAACCGCAUAAGUUAAGGGGGCGAAAGUCCAAGAAGGCAGGUGUUUGCUUCCCCUGUGAUUGUAAAGCCAAAUAAAUUCUUUUUUUUAAAAGCCCAACCACAUGCAUGUGCUGGCUAAAUGUCACCACCUGCAUUUGUUGUUGAAGGAAAAAGACAUCAAUUCGCAGUGUUUUACUGACGUAAUGCGUUCAUUUUCAAAGAGAACAUAUGCAAAUUGUACAAAUUGUAAAAACUGUACAUUUGUGAAAAUGGAAGUGUGUUUUGAAAACAGACAAUGCCGACUGAAGUUGACACGGUGUCCCAGAAUGUCAACAACCAACACACACAGGGUACCUUGCAGGUCAUACAUCGACAUAGAAGGUCCAUGACCAAACGUUGAUAUGUGACGAGGUCAGACUGAGAAUGUGUUGGAUUUUUCCAUUGGAUUUUGGAUUGCAGCUGAAAUUUUAUGGUAUUUACGUUACGUUUAGAAUCUUCACAAAUGAACACUUUUUAUGAUUUUUGAAGCCUAGAUGCAAUCGCAAAGAUACAUAAAGCCAUAAAUAAACUACAGUAUGCUCACAUGACCUAGUGGCAUAAUGAAGCUCUAAAGCUGUGAGUGGCACGGCGUGAUUUAGUCUCAUUUAGCCAUUUGUUAGCAACUGACUUUUUAUGCCCUAGAGCAAAGGGUGAAAGUCUGUUAAGUUUGAGUUAACCUCAGACUUAUUUCAGGCAUCUACCCAAAAACCCAUUCAAGAAACCCACUGACUUUGAGAGAAGGGAACCGUGAGUAGUACAAUGCUAACUGAUUUUUGGGUUUCAGGACUGAGUCCUGGCAUACUAUGUUCUGUUAGGAUCAAAGAGUUGAUUAGCAGACAGCGUUAGCAAGCAAGUCAAAAAGUUUUCUACUUCCACAUUAAAAAUUAUUCCUAUUAUAGAGGGAUGCCUACUAAUAAUCCAAUCCAAUUUGAUGCGUUUACAUGCACUUCAAUAAUGUGAUAAUCAGAAAAACCUGGUUUAUAUGAUUCAGUCCUUCAGUUGGAAUUCUCCCCAAGUACAUGACGUAAAACUCAAACUUCCUGUUACAGUAGGUACUCAUAUCCUUGAAAAACCUCGAAAAGUACGCAAGUCAUAUAUUUGCAAAAUAAAGCACUCAUCAUGCUGACAGCUUAUAUUCUUACAAUAGCCUACUGUUUGUUUUUAUCAUUAACAAAUACAUGUGAGAACAUUCUAAUGUGUAGUUUAUCAAUGUGGAGCCAAUUUUACAUACUCUGGGUAGAUUGAUUCGUAGUAAAAGUACUGCAAAGUGCAAUAUACAAGUGUGUUGUAUAUAAACUUGUCACACAAAGUGCAUAACAUUAAGUAAGAUAAAAUAAAAGUGACAAUUUCAACACUGAGAAUAUAAAAAUAUAUUAUUUUAUGUAAAAUCUUUAUCUGAAAAGAAACAAAAGCUGUCAGGUUAAUGUAGUGGAGUAGAAAGUACAAUAUUUCCCUCUAAAAUGUAGUGGAAUGGGAGUAUAAAACAGCAAAACCCGAAAGAAACCAGACUAAAGAGUAUACAUGCACCGAAUAAUCAGACUAUUGGGGAAAAAGCUAGAUGUGUUUAUCUGAUUUCUCAUAAUCAGAUAAUGGCUUUUAUCUGAUAAAGCCUAUCGGAUUAUGCUGUUUACAUGACCACUUGAGUAAUCAGGUAACUCCAGAAAUCAGAUAAUGAUUGGUUUAUUAGUGUGCAUGUAAACAUGCUCAAUGUGUCACAUUACAGUACAUCUGUGGUGUGUAGAUGAAAUGCUCGUAAAAUCAUAUUUUUUUUGUUUUGAUUAAUAAAAAAGACACCUGAAUUCUCAUUUUUUGUUCUUGUUUAAAUCUUUCUGUAAAUGUAUUCAAUAUGAUUUCUUUUGUCAAAAAGACCACCUGAAUAUUUUUGUAACAUUUUUUUUAUUUCAUGUGAACAUUAUU
Molecule: messenger RNA, 4812 nt
Organism: Epinephelus fuscoguttatus (brown-marbled grouper)
Lineage: Eukaryota; Metazoa; Chordata; Actinopteri; Perciformes; Serranidae
Exons: 9
Coding region: 204-1397 (397 amino acids)
Source: RefSeq, a predicted model, not a curated record